AUGAAGGACCAAGAAGUCGUUGGAAACUCGGUCAAAUUGUCAAAUUACAUGUGGGACCCGGAUGAUGUCUUGCGCGUGGUUUACUUUAAAAACCCACAAGGUCAAGUGAUGAGACCUGUUGUCAAGCUAUAUCCUUUAGAAUUAUGCCGACACGGAGGGUCCACUACCCGACGAGAAGGGGCGCGGUGGGGGCGUCAGCAGGGCGGUCAGCAGGGGCGGGGCGGCAGCAGGGGCGUAGGGGCAGGCGGCAGCAGGGGCGGCGAGCAGGGGCGGCAGCAGGGGCGGCAGCAGGGCGUCAGCAGCAGGGGCGUCGGCAGCAGGGGCGGCGGCAGCAAGGGGCGGUCAUGA
Molecule: messenger RNA, 348 nt
Organism: Macrobrachium nipponense
Lineage: Eukaryota; Metazoa; Arthropoda; Malacostraca; Decapoda; Palaemonidae
Exons: 2
Coding region: 1-348 (115 amino acids)
Source: RefSeq, a predicted model, not a curated record